Eucalyptus grandis is the source of this 1143-nucleotide messenger RNA. RefSeq names its product probable thiol methyltransferase 2. NCBI's taxonomy places the organism in Eukaryota, Viridiplantae, Streptophyta, Magnoliopsida, Myrtales, Myrtaceae. The record is from RefSeq and is a predicted model, not a curated record. Gene Ontology annotation, molecular function: S-adenosylmethionine-dependent methyltransferase activity. The transcript is spliced from 8 exons. The coding region runs from base 40 to 882 and encodes 280 amino acids.
UAAACGGUGGGGGCCGAUGAUAACGUCGCCUCCCGCUAAAUGCGAACUCUCUCUUUCGCUCCUUCUUUGACCGCCGUCGUUACGUCAUCCGUCCGAGCUGCGCGGCCGGCCAUCCCGUUCCCGCCCUCUCCGCGCCGCAAUCUCAGCCGCGACCGCGGCGGCGAGGCGCGCGCCGGCGCCCCGAUGCCCGCGGACGGCGGAGAAGACGACGGCGCCGCCGCCAAGUCCAAGCUCGCCACCCACGUCGAUCGGAUCAAGCGGGUCGUCCGUGGAGAGUCCACCGAUGGUUGGGAGAAGUGCUGGGAGCAAGGAUUGACCCCUUGGGAUUUAGGAAAACCGACCCCAAUACUUCAGCAGCUUCACCAGAUGGGUGCUCUUCCAAAAGGCAGGGCUCUUGUUCCUGGAUGUGGCACGGGCUAUGAUGUGGUAUCUAUAGCCUGUCCUGAACGCUAUGUUGUGGGAAUAGACAUAUCAGAAAUCGCCCUAAAUAGAGCAGUACAGCUGUUCUCUUCAUCACCAAAUGCAAAUCAUUUCAUCUUCCUGAAGGAGGAUUUCUUCACUUGGCAUCCGACAGAGCUCUUUGAUCUUAUUUUUGAUUAUACGUUCUUUUGUGCAAUUGAGCCGGAAAUGAGAGUAGCAUGGGCAGAGCAAAUGAGUGGAUUAUUGAGACCAGAUGGCGAGCUCAUCACCCUGAUGUUUCCAAUCAGCGAUCACAUUGGUGGACCUCCUUAUAAAGUGUCGAUAUCAGAUUAUGAGGAGGUAUUGUGUCCCAUGGGCUUCGAGGCUAUCUCCAUUAUGGAUAAUGAACUGGCUGUUGGACCCCGCAAGGGAAAGGAAAAGAUUGGAAGGUGGAGGAAGAUAAGAGUCAACUCUUUGCUUUGAUAUCUUACAGCAUUUUCAAUCCUCCAAUCUUGUCAUACAUCAAUCAGAAACUACAAGUAAAAAGUAAAAGUUGGGAGGCAAAUUUACUUUCCCUCUUUCCCCUCAUUUCUCCUUCAGUCUUUUUCAAAUGGUGGCACUUCUAUAUGUAUAGAUACUCUGGACUAAAUCACCGAGCAUGCUGACUGAUUCAGCUCGAAAAAUAAGCUGGAUGCUCGGGUGCAUGCUUGUUGUUGAGUAAGAUUAGCACUUCCCAAAGUUGAU